Molecule: messenger RNA, 588 nt
Organism: Acanthamoeba castellanii str. Neff
Lineage: Eukaryota; Discosea; Longamoebia; Acanthamoebidae
Product: peroxiredoxin, putative
Exons: 3
Coding region: 1-588 (195 amino acids)
Biological process (GO): hydrogen peroxide catabolic process; cell redox homeostasis; cellular response to oxidative stress
Cellular component (GO): cytoplasm
Molecular function (GO): thioredoxin peroxidase activity
Source: RefSeq, a predicted model, not a curated record
AUGGCGUUGAAGGCUGGCGACAAGAUCCCCACUGAUGUGAGCUUCCUCACCCUCGUGGACGACGCACCCACCCCGCUCGGUUUCGACGACAUCUUUGCCAACAAGAAGGUGGCCUUCUUCGCCGUGCCCGGCGCGUUCACGCCCGGCUGCUCGAAGACCCACUGCCCGUCGUUCGUCCUGGGCGCGGCCCGGCUCAAGCAGAAGGGCAUCGACGCCGUCUACUGCACGGCCGUGAACGGUAUUUCCCUCUUUCCCACCUUCCCGCUACGCUACGCGCUCGUCUCGUCGCAAUGCUUCGUUCGGUGGCGCUCACACCGCGUCUCGUGGGAUUUGGCACACAUGUCAGACGCGUUCGUCCUGGACGCCUGGGCCGAAUCGCAGGGCGCCAAGGGCAAGAUCACCUUCCUUGCUGAUGGCAACGGCGACUUUGCCCGCAAGAUCGGCCUGACCAAGGAGACCGGUGCUUUCGGCGGCACCAGGAGCGCUCGCUAUGCGCUGAUCGCCACCAACGGCGUGGUGGACUACAUCGCCGUGGACGAGCAGGGCGUCGACAAGACCACCGCCGACUCGCUCCUCGCCAACCUCUAA